Molecule: messenger RNA, 5088 nt
Organism: Porites lobata
Lineage: Eukaryota; Metazoa; Cnidaria; Anthozoa; Scleractinia; Poritidae
Source: the annotation of a GenBank genome assembly
AUGUUCGAUCCGAAUUUCAUAUGGUUUUAUCUGUGUUUCGUGGCUGUUCCUCAAAUUGCUUGGUCUGCCCGAGUCAACGCAACAGCUUCGGAUGGGAAAGUGAUUAUUUCUGGCAAUCAUAACGAAGUUGUUGUAUCUACAGAUAGAGAUAAUAAGAUUGCACUCGCUAAGAUAAAAAGCAGUUUGAAGUCAGUUAAGAAAUCGAACGAAGAGCUCUUCUCUCGGGUUCAGAACAUCUCUCAGAGGUUGUCGGCUCAGGAAAGUCAAAGUACGAAUCUUUCGAGUCUGGAAACAAAAACGACCAUCGAGCGGGCAAUGUAUAUUGUUUUGAUUAAACAGGUUUUACAAUAGGGUGAUUUUUUCCCCAUUUUUUUAGUUAGCUCUAGCAGUGAAAUUAUCAUUAAUUUUAGAUCCCAAGCUUUUAAAUUACAAUAUUAAGAGUAAACCCUUGUCCGCAUUUAUAAACCCUUUAUGCUCUUCAGUGAAGACCAUGUAAGACCGCUUUAUUGGCUUUCUUGUCAAUAAGUCUCGCGUCAUCCUUCAACAAGCUGGAAUAAUUUAUUUGUUCUUUUUGCAGCAAACAACUACGCUUUGCAUUUCACCCGCAAAAGCACCAGUGACUAUGUCACGACACUCGGCAUGCCAAGCCUAAAGGCCGUCACAGUUUGCCUUUGGAUGAAGUCUUCAGAUAAAGGAAAUGGAGGAACACCGUUGAGCUACGCAGUCUCAGAAUCAAAACACGACAAUGAAUUGGUCUUUAUGGACUACAGAAAGUUCAUGUUUUGGUUAGGAAACGGAGAAAGGUACAAAUAUCCCUAAACACGACUUUAAACCGAUAAACAUCAUUCUCACAGGAAGCCAUAAAUGCAUCAGGCGUCCGUAACUAGGUUAGUGUCGACAUAUCCUUACGGUGGUCCUAUAAGAGAUACGCUUUACGAAAAUUACAUGUAGUUUUUAAGAGUGAAUGUACUAUUAAACGACUACGGACUACAAGACAAUUAACAAUAAUAAAAGUGUAAGACGGAGGUAAAUCAACUUUUCAACUUCUUUAGAAAAACAGCUGUAUCCGCCAACGAUGGGCAAUGGCACCAAAUCUGCGCCACAUGGGAGAACAGCGCUGGAUCAUGGAAGAUGUAUAAAGAUGGAAAGGUGGCAGCUUCUGGAAACGGUUUUAAGACAGGUAUGCUUGCCCUCUGUGACUAACGUGGCACUGCACGAUUAAGAGUGGAUAGCGUUGAGCUACAUCAGUUCUGACUCUCAGAAAAAAACUUAUAGUGUGGAAGUAAAAUUACUGUUUGUUUUCGCUCUAGUAAUACUAAAUAAAAAAACUAAGUUAGCUGCAAGGAGAAAAAUUAAAAAAUUUCUUUCUAAUAUUUAAAUUUCCAGGUCAUGUGAUACGUGGUGGUGGGGUGCUUAUACUUGGUCAAGAACAAGAUUCACUGGGAGGAUCCUUUGACGCCAAUCAGUGCUUCAUUGGUGAAUUGACAGGUGUCAACAUCUGGAAUCACGUGAUCAAUGAGCAAGAGAUCAACCACAUGUCCAAGUCCUGUCUGAGAGGGGUGGGGAACGUAUUCCAGUGGAGUGACUUCAAGUUUCACGUGAAAGGCUCAGUGCGUUCGAUUAAACGGUCAUGUUAACCUCAAGCACGAGUCUACAUGCUUUAAACUCCGGAAAAAGUAGUUUUGUAACCAGUAUGGACAAGAGCCAUAAUUAUGGCUCUUAGUAUGGAGUAUCAAGCAUUAAAAAAGAAAAAAAUUUUUCUGAUGUUUUUACGUGUCCUAAAUCUUACAACUUAUUCCACGCUUCCACAAUCUGUCUACACUGUAUGUACUUGAGACUUAUUUUCUUUUUUAUAUAAAUUAGCCAUUGUGUUAACCUUUUCAUUUUCAAAGUCAAUAGUACAGUUUACUGGGGAUGAUAUCCUAUGGUACUACCUCUUCAGCUGUACUUUCACAUGGUACUAUUUUAUUUACAAUUUAACUCUAACUUUUAAGUCUGCAGACGAAAUCCUAUGGUGUGAUAAUUCAAUUGUCUCCCGAAACGGGGGACAAACGCGGCCAAGGAAAACUUCCCGUUCUUAAUCAAACUCCCCUUGAAAUUGAUGUUUUUGCAUUCACUGAAUGUACCAUUCCUUUCUCCGACGUAAUCGAGCCUGUGAUUUGAGUUUAAUCAAUUAGGUCCAGCCUUGAGAAAGAAUAAAUGAAGUAAAAUCGAUUCACAACAAAACAGACUUCACUCGAAUGCUUGUGUUCCAUUACGUAAUGUUAGUUGUCAGACUGAAAUUUUGAUUGUUCUUGCCGGUUCAUUUCGAUUAAGCCGGGCUGCUUCAACCGGAUGUCGAUUUUUUUUUCAAGUCUUGUGGCUUGUUUGCGUUUCCGGGGUCUUGAAUCUUUCUCCCCUUUUCGCCCGGAAUAAGCCAAAUUAAGGCUCCCCAACAACCUACUUGGGCACUUCUUGAAACAAUGGGCGACCGAAGAACCUUGUAUGACAAAUACGGUUUUUGAACAAGAAAUUUGGGAAUGUCUUCUUAUAUGUUUUAAAACACCGGAUCAAGCACCUUUGCUAGUUAUCAAAAAUGCUCUCUGAACGCUUGUGAACGUUCGUUAGAGAAUCUCCUGAUGAUCAGUGUACGAUUAUCAACAUUGUUGCCAGUGAUUGUAUCUGUUCGGAUGUCUUUAGAAAAACUCCGAAUAUCUUAGACGGAAGGAACGGUUAACCAGAAAUGUUUGGGCCCUUUUCUAACUUUAGAAAUUUCUAGGCAUUAUAAUUUUCUCCUUCGAACGGUAAUUUUACCGAAAAAAGUCGUUCGGUACCCCUGACUGAUGUCUGUGAUGUUGUGUAUUACGCUUGGUUAGCUCUGUGUUUAAUUUGAAUUCGCUUCCAUGAACAUUUGACAGCUGACAGAAGGUUAAACGUACAUCAACAUAUUCUAUAUUGUUGUUCAUAUUUCCGGCAAUCGCCAGUUUUAACUAACAGUGAAAUAUGUGUUGAUAGCCAAUAAAUCCUUUCAAAAUGUUGCAUAUACAGUAAAACGACGUGUUUGAGAAUGUGCCUAUAUUGAAAAUAAAUAGACUUCGAUACUCAAGACAUACAUCUGAAUAUACCAGUCUUAUCGUUUGUUAUUUGCUCUUGCUAGUCUUCUUCAAAAUCUAUGCAAUAAUGACAUUUCGAUAGUGAUAUACAACAUGAGCUCUUAAAAGAGGUUUCAUAAUUUUCUUCAACUUUUGAAACACAACUAUUUACACACGGUCUAGUUCAAAUUGUACACGUUGACGAUCAAGAAAAAAAGACUUGCUCUGUUAAUUUAUACACUGCACAUAUGUACUUUGAAAUUAGCAAAGGUCUGUAUCACGCAAAAGUUCUUAGUAUUACACAAAGCAGUUUUCUUCCUCGACAUGUUCGAUCCAAAUUUGAUUUCGUUUUAUCUGUGUUUGGUGGCCGUACCUCAAAUUGCUUGGUCUGCCCAAGUCAACACAACAGCCUCGGGUGGGAAGGUGAUCAUUUCUGGGAAUCAUAACGAAGUCGUUGUAUCCACUGAUCGAGAUAGUAGGAUUUCGCUCGCUAAGAUAAAAAGCAGUUGGAGUCAGUUAAGAAAUCGAACGCAGAGCUCUUCUCUCAGGUUCAGGACAUCUCUCAGAGAUUGUCGGCUCUGGAAAGUCAAGGUGCAAAUUUUUGGAGUCAGCAAUAGCUUCCGCGUAAUAGUGUUUGCUCAAACGAAUUUUACGAUAAGAUUUUUUUUCCGGUCGAAUUUCCUUUUUGUGAAUUUAUCAUUCAGUUUAGAACCUGAACAGUAUAAUUAAUGUUUACAGUAUAAUUAGAGUUGAUCCGCCAUCUUGUGUGCAGUUGUACUAUUGGUAGCAGUCCGAGAACAUAACAAUUAGAAAAUAAUUAAUGACUUUCGUAUUUACAAUUGUAAAACGCUUUCAUUGAAGAGCGCUUUUUCAUUUUUUGUCAAUAAGUCUCAAGCUUGUUCAUUUCAAUUGUUCUUUUAGCUACGAACAACUACGCUUUACAAUUUACCCGCAAAGGAACAAGUGACUAUGUUGUCAAACGCGGCAUGCCAAGCCUCAAGGCAGUCACAGUUUGUCUUUGGAUGAAAUCUUCGGAUAAGGGGAACGAUGGAGUACCGUUAAGCUACGCAGUGUCCGGAUCAUACAAUGAACUGCUCCUGUACAACUACAAAAAGUUUGAUUUUGGAGUAGGAAAAAACGGCAGGUACCAAUGUCCUAUCAUAGGCUAGGUUGUAGUUAACAAACAAACUCAGUGUUGUAGAAAUUUCGCUUAUCGUGGACCUUUAAGAAAAUAUGUAGGCUCCGGUUGUUCAAACAGCAGUGUCGGAUGAAAUGCUAAGUGCAAAAGAUACAUGAGUGUUAUGAAAACCAAUUUUGCUCUUCAACUUUAAACAAGAAUGUAAAAAAGAAAAGAGACAAAAUAAUGAAAUCUAUUGUAAUCAUUUCAUUACAUUUAGACAAACAGCUGUAUUGGCAAACGAUGGCCAAUGGCACCACAUCUGCGUAACAUGGGAAAACAGCGCUGGAUCAUGGAAGAUGUAUAAAGAUGGAAAGGUGGCAGCUUCUGGAAAAGGCAUGAAUACAGGUAUUUUUCUCCCCUGCGACUAGGUGCGCUCUUGACGAAGAAGUGUAAAUACUUUGACAAAAUUUUGGUAAAAUAACUAGAAAACUCAACAGCAAUGAUGAUAGAAGUGCCUCAGGACGUGGAAUUUUUUUUUUUUUUUUUUUUUUUUGCUCACAAAAGAGAAAAAUAUUGAAUACUGUCAAUGAAUUACGAAGUACAGAAAAGUAUUAAAGAAGUUGAUUUCUAAUUCUUCAAUUUCCAGGUCAUGUGAUUCGUGGUGGUGGGUUGCUUAUACUUGGUCAAGAACAAGAUUCACUGGGAGGAUCCUUUGACGCCAAUCAGUGCUUCAUUGGUGAAUUGACGGGUGUCAACAUCUGGAAUGACGUGAUCAAUGAGCAACAGAUCAACUACAUGACCAAGUCCUGUCUGAGAGGGGUGGGGAACGUAUUCCAGUGGAGUGACUUCAAAUCUCACGUGAAAGGCUCAGUGCGUUCGAUUAAACCGUCAUGUUAG